This is a messenger RNA of Clarias gariepinus (North African catfish), 1462 nucleotides long. RefSeq names its product Yip1 domain family, member 2 (gene yipf2). Lineage: Eukaryota; Metazoa; Chordata; Actinopteri; Siluriformes; Clariidae. The transcript has 9 exons. Gene Ontology annotation, biological process: vesicle-mediated transport. Gene Ontology annotation, cellular component: Golgi apparatus; membrane. Bases 259 to 1179 code for a protein of 306 amino acids. The record is from RefSeq and is a predicted model, not a curated record. Gene Ontology annotation, molecular function: small GTPase binding.
GCAGGAGGUGACGUGGAACAUGCGCGAGACCAGGUUUAAUCAUGACGUUAUAUAAAUAUGGCAGUAUUUACGCGUUAGUUCAUUAGUGUCCGGUUUCUGGAGUUAUUAAUGCUUAGCUAUAACUUAGCUGUUUAGCAUAUGUGAUAUUGUAAACGAGAGGUUACCCUCUCACUUACCAGCUGUUAUUAAAGGUCGCCUGUGAGGACUGGCUGCUCUGCUCGGCAGUCACUGAUUAACACUCUGCACUGAUCUCACAGCAUGGCUGACGAACUGAAGUUUCAAGAGUUUGAGGAGGCUACAGAUCUUCUGUCUGCUGACCCGGGCGCCUCCACAAUCAGCGCCUCCACUCCAGGCAGUGCCGGUGCAGCUGCCACCUCUUCCUCAGAUGUAAGACUGAACCUGUCAGAUGAUGAGGAGAACCAGCAAGAGAGCUCCGGGUUACUCGGGGGUGAAAAGCAAACCAGCGGCUUCUGGACAUUUGAAUACUAUCAGUCUUUUUUCAAUGUUGAUACCGUGCAGGUGUUGGACAGGAUCAAAGGGUCACUUAUACCUUUACCAGGACGGAAUUUCAUCAAACAUCACAUUCGCAGUAACCCAGAUUUAUACGGGCCGUUUUGGAUAUGUGUCUCUCUAGUCUUUUCUGUGGUCAUUAGUGGGAACCUCUCUACCUUUUUAAGUCAGAUGGGUGACCCUCACUAUCACUAUAGACCACAAUUCCACAGAGUGACGAUUGCAGCACUUGCUGUGUUCCUCUACGCAUGGCUCGUACCGCUGGGUGUGUGGGGCUUCAUGACUUGGCGACAGAACACCUCGCGACAGAUGAGUGCCUACUCUUUUCUGGAGACAGUGUGCGUCUAUGGCUACUCUCUCUUCAUUUACAUUCCUACUUCAAUAUUAUGGAUCAUUCCCUUCGGAUGGCUGCAGUGGCUCUUAAUUCUAAUUGCCAUGUUGGUCUCUGGCUCAUUGUUGGUCAUCACCUUUUGGCCAGCGGUUCGUGACGACAGCAAAACGACAGCGUUUGCUGUUAUAGCAGCCAUUGUGCUGCUCCAUGCUCUGCUAGCGAUCGGCUGCAAGUUAUACUUCUUCCAAACAGCAGUGCGAACUCAAUCAACCAUCUCUCCACUGCCUCCCUCGAUUGUGAAUCAUACGGCACUGACCACUGUGAGCAAAUCAAACUAACCAGCGAUGAUUUUAGGCUAGGGGAAAAAUGUUACUACUAGUAUAAAACCCCCAUUUCUUAGUGCAUUACUGAUCUGAAAAUCUCAAGCAAUAUGAAGAUGGAUACAACUUUAGCCGCCAUGGACUCAAAUUUGUCUUUGGGUAACUCGAAGGUAAAUCUAUUUACUCAGAUUAUUAUGAAUAUAUAGUUUGAAGAUUUGUGCAUCUCUAUAUUGAGGUAAUGAAUUUGGGGUACUUGUGCUGAAAAUAAGCCCUGUUAUUAUAAAUAUAAUUCAUUAUGUGA